Blastomyces gilchristii SLH14081 is the source of this 1867-nucleotide messenger RNA. RefSeq lists its product as uncharacterized. The transcript is spliced from 2 exons. Bases 854 to 1351 code for a protein of 165 amino acids. NCBI's taxonomy places the organism in Eukaryota, Fungi, Ascomycota, Eurotiomycetes, Onygenales, Ajellomycetaceae. The record is from RefSeq and is a predicted model, not a curated record.
UUUACCCCGCCUCCCCCUUCCUCCCUCUUCCUCCUCCUUCCCACUCCCCGUACUUUGAAAACACAUCAGAGAAUCCGUAAGAUGCACCCGCUCUGCUUGCCGGGAAAUAGGCCUAACAUGAGAGCAAACAGAUUCAGGAGAGCGGGUACAUCCAUGCUCGGUCCGCGGGUGUGAAGCAGUAUUCUACAGAACAGAUAAUUUGAAGAGGCACUUGAUAAUUCAAAACAGCGGGUAUAUGCGUGCCCGGUUCCCGGGUGCGAAACAGCGUUCAGUAGAGAGCAUUUGAAGAGGCACUUGGCAGAGAAGCACCUACCUCCUUCUUCAAGGAAAUAGGGCUGACAUGAGAGCACACAGAUUCGGAUUGUCGACCACAUGUGUGUUAGUGCGGAAGAAAAUACAAAAAGAAGUCUGGUCUGAGGUCGCAUCAGAGAUUCGCUUGUUUACAUUGGGCCUGGCGGCAUAUGAAUCCCCUUCAACCUCCACCAGCGCCAGAGGAGGACGGUAUACAGUUAGCUUCCUAGCAGCGAAAUUUUAUCAUGUACAGAGCCAAUGGGAAGGCAUCCAGGCUCUCUCAUGGGGGAGAGGAGGAGCAGGCUCAUACAGGCAGUUUGUAAUCAUCCUGAUACAUGAAUUCAAAAGUUUGAGUUAUUAUAGCUGCCUGUCCGAGCUCAGGAAAUGAUCACCACAAGAAGCAAGGUGAAGAGAAAAAGGGAGAAAUAUUGGAAUUUCUAUCUAGUCGAGGCCCGUGCGAGAUGAAUAUAAGAAGGCUGCCUCCCCAAAUACCACUGCCCAAUUAGCUCUAUCUUUUUUUCCUGAUGAUUGCGUUCCCACAUGCUGAGGAGGGUCAGCUAACAUGGAAGAAGGUACGGGUAAGUGGGACAAUCCAAUCUCGGGGAGUAUAAGGCUUACGUCCAAAGAAGAAGCAUUCGCCGUCAAUCCCGGGUACAAUAAUGGAGUGUUUCCACAAAACAUGUCCAUGCAAGGCCCAUAUUAUGCUGGAUACAUAGCGCCCGGGCAGGGUGCGCGAUGGUCCCCCCCAGGGCUAGAAGCGUGGCCAAGGGAGGGGCCACCAUCUGGAACUCCCAACGCUGUCGUCGGGUGGCCUGCGACCACGAAUGAUUCCUAUGUGGCCGUUGUGAGGGGCGACCACCUAGGAAAUACUGGGACGGUGAGGAGACGAUGGCAUAGUACAAUCAAGAAGGGGAAGGGGAUGCCUUGUGCUUCGGUAUGGUUUCUUCCAGCUUCAGUUUCGCAGCUCUCACCAUCCAAAAAGUCCACAAACACCCAUAUUCGGCCCUGCCCAUUGGCCACUUUGUGCUCUCCCAGAUUGAUGUUUGAAAGCGGAAUCUGAAAUAAAUUAUGAGCAAGCAGCCCUUGCUCAGAGAGCACAUGACGCCGACUACUUAACUUAUCACCAAAGACGCCUCAAUCAUAGUUAUUUAUCUAAGGCUCCGCCGAUGAUGCCCCUGAUCGGCCCGGAAUAACUAUUUCUCGGGGCUAUCCGUGAAGUCCGAAGGGUUUGGCUCGUAGUUCUUUACACUCUCUAAUAGUUUCGCAGCCUUCGCUGCCCCGAGACGCUCGAGAAGACGCAGCGAGUCGCAUACACGUGAAACAAUCUUUUUGUCAAUGGUGUCGACAGUGUCAAGUGUCGCCUCUGCAUUUUGUCGAUCCUAUAGAUGAAUAUAAGUGAUGUAGCAGCAAUGAACGGGGAAUGACUCACCGAGAAUAUAAUUGAAUAAACACUCAUAUUGUAGGCAAGCAUAGACAAGGUAGCAGAUGACAGCCAAAUCAGGAACAAAGUAGUUGCCUAUGUUGCAGAAUUUAAAAGAUGGACAGCGGAAUAAGUCGAGAAUGAGGAACAAAACAG